UGGGUUGUCAUGGACUGCGUGCUGCCCGUGUACCUGUGUGCACGGCGAGUGUUCUGUAGCAGAAAUGGCACGUUAGCAGUGUGUGUGUGUGGUCAUGUUUAGCGCAGCUGUAAGAGUGCUUUACAUGAGUAUGUCAAGUUCACGAAGCCCGAGGAGACGGCAGGACACCAGCGACGAGUGCCGCUAACCGUUUACUCAACUGUACAGCUAGCAGGACGACAGCCAUGGCUGAGGCCGGAGCCCACCUGACCUCCACCGCUCUGAACGAGCAGCCGUCCAUCUUUGAGGUGGUGGCACAGGAGUCACUGAUGGAGGCAGUCAGACCAGCGUUGAGACACGCUGUCAAGGUUCUGGCUGAGUCCAACCCGUCCCGUUUUGGCUUCCUGUGGCGAAGCUUCGAUGAGCUCUACCUGCUGCUGGACCUCCUCCUCCAGAACCACUUCCUGUCUCACUGCAGCGCCUCGUUCUCUGAGAACUUCUACAGCCUGAAAAGGGUGACAGCAGGGCAAAGACCUCCAGCUCUCCUGGGGCUGCACAGGAAGUCACACUGGCGCUCUCUUCUUCUUCUGUGCCUGGUGCCUUACCUGAAGGCCAAGCUGGAGGCAACACUGGUUCAACAGAGGGAUGAGGAGGACUUCUCUAUCCGGCUUGCACAAACCAAGCGCCAGAAGCUGUACCGAGCAGCCAUGGCAGCGUAUCCCUACGUUAACUCAGCCUGGCAUGCCUGGGUCUUCAUUCAGCAGCUGCUCUUUGUCUUCGGAGUUGUCAGGACCCACAGUCCUCUGCUGUGGUUGGCCAGGGUCAGACUGGCAAGACUUAAUGCUCAAGAUAUCAGACACAUGGAGCUGAGGAGCAGCAGAACUGGCAACCCAGCUGAGGGGAGCCUGGUGCAGAGAGCAUUGUGGCUGAUGUCACAAGGAGCUCGGGGCGUGGCCUUGUCCCUGUCCUCGUCUCUGUCUCUGGGCGUCUUUUUCCUGCAGUUCCUUGAGUGGUGGUACUCCUCAGACAACCAGAACACGGUGAAGACCCUCACCUCCCUGCCUGCUCCUCCACCCCCGGUCCAUCUGCAGCAGGAGCACAGUGGCCAGGACUCUUCACCCGUCUCAUCCAGUAAAGCCGAAGACACGCAGCUCAGCUCCGACCGCACAAAAUGCCCGCUGUGCCGGAGGCUUCGCACAAACGCCACGGUGCUGUCCACCUCUGGCUUCGUCUUUUGUUACCGCUGCAUCUAUAUGUAUGUAAAAGCCAACCGCCGCUGCCCGCUCACCAGCUACCCCACUGAUCUGCAACACCUCAUCAAGAUCUACUCGCCAGAGAGCUAGACCACAUCAGACGAUGACACUCUCCAGUUCAGAUCCAACAUGUGUGGAGUUACAGACUGCAAACUUUCAGGUUGUCUCAUUAGAGGUCUCGCUCAUAGCCGAGUACUGAGGAGCUCUCUGAGGUGAAAUACUGUGUUUUUGUUGAGCACAUUUUGUUUUCCUUUGUACAACAUAGGGUUUCUAAUGUACUUGCAGUGUAUUGGUGGCGCUCUAAUCCAGUGGCACUGUGUAAGUGAAAGUUCCUGUAAGUGACAUGAAAAUGGCCAUAAAAGUUUAAGGCAGUAUUGCUUUUAGAAAAUGAUGGACUCAGUACCUGAGUAGAGUCUGUGUGACUCAUUCCCUUUCUACCAUGCUUUCCUGCCUCUUUAGCAUUUCAAAUAAAAGGCAAAAAAACCUGAAUAUAUACAAUAGUUGGCAAUUAAUUUUCUGCCAGUUGAAUUGACUAAUGAACCAGUUGUUUGUGUUGGGGAAUCAAAUUUACAGAAUAUGUGAACUGGUUUAACUGGCAACAGAUAUGUUUUUUUGGGGCAUUGUGGAUCGGACAAAGCAAUGGAUCCAUUACUGCUUUUCAUGUCUCUGUCAGAGACCAGAUAAAUGAGUAAAUUCA
Messenger RNA from Acanthopagrus latus (yellowfin seabream), 1929 nucleotides. It is a transcript of the gene pex12, whose product is annotated as peroxisomal biogenesis factor 12. Lineage: Eukaryota; Metazoa; Chordata; Actinopteri; Spariformes; Sparidae. The transcript is spliced from 4 exons. Gene Ontology annotation, cellular component: peroxisomal importomer complex; peroxisomal membrane. The record is from RefSeq and is a predicted model, not a curated record. Gene Ontology annotation, biological process: protein monoubiquitination; protein import into peroxisome matrix. Gene Ontology annotation, molecular function: zinc ion binding; protein binding; ubiquitin-protein transferase activity. The coding region runs from base 225 to 1322 and encodes 365 amino acids.